Apodemus sylvaticus (European woodmouse) is the source of this 2559-nucleotide messenger RNA. Its product is annotated as vomeronasal type-2 receptor 116-like. Gene Ontology annotation, biological process: G protein-coupled receptor signaling pathway. Lineage: Eukaryota; Metazoa; Chordata; Mammalia; Rodentia; Muridae. Gene Ontology annotation, cellular component: membrane. The transcript has 6 exons. Gene Ontology annotation, molecular function: G protein-coupled receptor activity. The record is from RefSeq and is a predicted model, not a curated record. Bases 4 to 2559 code for a protein of 851 amino acids.
AAGAUGUUCUCUGUGAUCAUUGUCUUCUUGGUUCUGAAGCCGUCCUUUAUUUUUUGCCAUUUGAGUGACCCCAGGUGCUUUUGGAGAAUAAAAGACAUGGAAAAUGACCUAGGAGAUAAAGAUGCUGAUUGUUUCUUUUCCAUUUAUUCAAAGCCUGGUUAUGUGAAGAAUGAUUAUUUCGGUGGGAAUCUAGACAAGCAGGUGACACCCAAGACUAUCCAGUUGAUUUCCUCUGUAUAUUUUGCCAUUGAAGAAAUUAAUAGGAGCAUUUAUAUUUUACCAAAUAUUUCCCUACUAGUUAAGAUUGAAUGUAACUUAAUGAUGGAUCAUGUGAAAAGAGGUUUGUCCUUGAAAAGAAAGGAAAUUAUUCCUAAUUACUACUGUAAAAAUCAGAGAAGAUAUUUAAUAGUACUUACGGGACCUGUGUGGAAACUGUCUACCAAAAUCGGACGAUUCCUAUACAUCUCUGGAACUCCAGAGCUUUACUGUGGUCAUUUUCAUCUUCUUCUAAGUGACAAUGAACAGUUUCCUCACCUAUCUCAGAUAUCACCCAAGGACACAUCUCUACCAUUAGCCAUGGUAUCCCUAGUGGUUUACUUCCAAUGGAACUGGGUAGGAGUGAUAGUUACAGAUGAUGACCAUUCAAUUCAAUUCCUUUCUGACUUGAGAGGAGAAAUGCAAAGAAACGUUGUCUGUUUAGCAUUUGUAACUAUUAUCACAAAGGACAGGAUAUUAUAUUUUAAAAUGAUUCAAAAGUACUAUCAACAAAUCAUAAUGUCAUCAGCACAAGUUGUAAUCAUCUAUGGAGAUAAAGAAUCUUACAUACAAUAUACCUUCAUACUAUGGAAAUCUAAAGACAUUCAGAGACUCUGGGUCAGUGUGUCACAAUUUGAUUUGAUCACAAUUAAAGGAGAUUUCAUGCUUAACUCCUUGCCUGGGACUCUAAUUUUUUCACAUCAGCAUUCUGAGUUGUCUGGUUUUAAACAAUUUAUACAGACAGUACAUCCUAAAAACUACAGUAAUGACAUUUCUUUUGCUAAACUAUGGUGGACAUACUUUAAAUGUUCUUUGCCACCAUCUACUUGUACAAAACUGAGGAUUUGUCCAACCAAAACAGUAUUUAAGUGGUUACUCAGGUCACCAAUUGGAAUGUCCAUGAGUGAUACAUGUUAUAACUUAUACAAUGCUGUGUAUGCUGUGGCCCAUUCACUCCAUGAGAUACUUCUGCAGCGUGUAGAAACACAAUCACUGAAUCCUGGAAAGGAACUGGAAUUGGACUCCUGGAAGAUGUUCUCUUUUCUGAAGAACAUACAAUUUGUAAAUCCUGCUGGAGACCUGGUAAACAUGAACCAAAAUAUAAUAUUGAAUACAGAAUAUGAUAUUUUCUAUAUCAUGGAUUUUCUAAAACAGUAUGGACUUAAAAUAAAAAUAGGAAGUUUUUCUGGUCAUUUUACAAAUGGUCAACAACUAUGUAUGUCUGAUGAAAUGAUCAAGUGGGCUACAAAUAUUGAUCAGAAUCUGCCCUCCUUAUGUAGUGCGCCUUGCAGACCAGGACUCAGAAAAUCCCCUCAGGAAGGGAAGGCUAUUUGCUGUUUUGAUUGUAAACCCUGCCCAGAAAAUGAAAUUUCCAACAUGACAAAUAUGGAUCAAUGUGUGAAAUGCCCAGAGGAUGAAUAUAUGAAUACCGGACAAACUAACUGUCUUAAAAAAGUUGUAAGCUUUCUGGAUUAUGAAGAACCCUUGGGAAUGGCUCUGGCUGGCUUGACUGUGUUCUUCUCUUCUCUUACAGCUAUUGUACUCUGUGUCUUCUUGAAACACCGAGACACUCCCAUAGUCAAGGCCAAUAAUGAAACUCUCAGCUAUGUCCUACUCAUCUCCCUCAUAUUUUGUUUUAUCUCUUCCUUGCUCUACAUUGGUCAUCCCAGUAUGGCCAGCUGCAUCCUGCAGCAGACCAUAUUUUCUGUUGUGUUCACUGUGGCAGUCUCUACUGUUUUGGCAAAGACAAUUACUGUAGUACUGGCAUUCAAAAAUAUUGUUCCAGGAAGAAAGAUGAGAUGGCUGCUGGUGUCAGGGGCACCUAAAUUCAUUAUCCCCAUAUGUACCAUGAUCCAAAUGAUUCUCUGUGGAAUUUGGCUGGGAAUUUCUCCUCCAUUUGUUGAUGCUGAUGUAAACAUGGUUUAUGGCCACAUAAUCAUUGUUUGCAACAAAGGUUCAGUGAUUGCCUUCUACAGUGUCCUAGGAUACAUGGGCUCUCUUGCUCUAGCAAGUUUUAUUGUAGCUUUCCUGGCCAGGAAUCUGCCUGACACAUUCAAUGAAGCCAAGCUCCUGACAUUCAGCAUGCUGGUAUUUUGCAGUGUCUGGAUCACCUUCCUUCCUGCUUACCACAGCACUAAGGGCAAGGCUACAGUUGCUGUGGAGAUCUUCUGUAUCUUGGCCUCCAGUGCAGGGAUACUUCUAUGCAUAUUUUUGCCAAAGUGCUACAUUAUUUUGUUGAGACCAAAAAUAAAUUAUUUUCAUAAGUUUAGGAAAAUAUAUGUGAAAUCUAAAAAUAUCACCUGA